UACAUCAUUUAUGAAUGGUUUGAAUGAAACACAACUAAUGUAUUGACUGAAGACUUCCUUUUCCUGAAGUGAGACAACACUUGAGUCAGCAGCCAUGGGUAAGAUAAUGAAAGCGGGAAAAGUGGUGCUGGUGUUGGCCGGCAAGUAUGCGGGCCGUAAAGCCGUGAUACUCAAGAAUCACGACGAAGGAACCAAUGAUAAGAGUUAUGGACACGCAUUGGUCGCUGGCAUUGAUCGAUACCCUAAACCCAUACUUAAGAAGAUGGGGAAGAAGAAGAAGGCAAAGAGAAGCAAAAUUAAGCCAUUCAUUAAAGUGCUUAACUAUAAUCAUCUGAUGCCUACCAGAUAUCUCGUUGAGUUGCCAUUUGACAAAUCAAUCACAAGUAAAGAUGUGGUGAAAGAUCAGUCAAAGAAGCGAAGGGCGAGACGAGAGGUUAGAAAGAGGUUUGAGGAGCGCUACAAGUCUGGCAAAAACCGUUGGUUUUUCACUAAAUUAAGAUUUUGAAUGUAUUUGCAGUGAUUUCGUUUGAAUUUAUUAAAACUAAUUUCUUAUGACU
This is a messenger RNA of Oppia nitens, 557 nucleotides long. It is a transcript of the gene RpL27, whose product is annotated as 60S ribosomal protein L27-like. Gene Ontology annotation, cellular component: ribosome; cytosolic large ribosomal subunit. The record is from RefSeq and is a predicted model, not a curated record. NCBI's taxonomy places the organism in Eukaryota, Metazoa, Arthropoda, Arachnida, Sarcoptiformes, Oppiidae. The transcript has 3 exons. Gene Ontology annotation, molecular function: structural constituent of ribosome. Gene Ontology annotation, biological process: translation. Bases 95 to 505 code for a protein of 136 amino acids.